UUUGAUUCGACACAGAGUGUAUUAAGGAUUAAACUGUAUUUCGGUGAGCAGAAAGAGUUUCUUUUAUUCAUUGCCGAAGAAAAUGCAAACAAAAAUAAACUCUCAACCCGGUCAAUAGUUCAAAACGUCUAGAAAACUAACUAACGGGAAGAUGCUGGCAAUACUUUAUUUUUUUUAAAUCUUUAGGGCUACUUCAAGAACAUUUUAUGACAAAACUUUCAUUUCUUUUAUUUGCGGGCUGAAGAAAAUGCAAAAAAAACAUAUUUUUUCAUUUCAACAAUAUAUGAAACUGUUUAUAAAACUGACUGACGAAGAAAUACUACCAAUACUUCAAUCUUUAUGGCUAGUUCUAGAUAAUUUUUUGGGAAAAAUGGUAUAAAUUUGGUUGGAACAUUUUUUGUUCGCGCCAUACUUGUAUAGUUCUAAAAUAUUUAGAAUCAAGAUCGUUUCUUAUUUUUAUCAACGCUUCAAAUUAUUUUCAGUGACCAUUCGACAAGGUAUGUGUCUCAACUACUCAUCACAGCACAUACAAAAACCAUUACGAAAUGGUGGUGAGUAUAGCACAUGUGAUUUUGUUAUCAGUGCCGCUGUUUUCGUCGGCAUAACUGAUUACACAACACAAAAACAGCUGUUUCGUUAGGUUAAGAAUUCAAAGAUCUACGGGGGGUUGUGGUGGAGAGCGAGCAGCGGAAUUUGACUUUUGCUUUAUUGUGUGCGUUUGUGUGUUUGUUUGAGUGAGUGUGGGGAGAGCGCCGCACAGCAUGUGGAACUGCAUUAAACAUUUUCCUACACAUCUUUGAGCCCCUCCUAUUGCGCGCUGUGUCGGCGUAUAAUGUGGGGUGUUUGGCCGGCAUGACUGUCAGUUGAUAUUCAUAUGUUGAGAAAUUAACAACGGUAUUAGUUAAGGUGACAUACUAGAUACUAUUUACUACAUGCUCGUGAGAUGAAUUGAAGAACAUUCGAACAACAUAAGACAUAUACAACGACAGCGACAAGACAAUUCGUAGUAGUGGUGAAUUAUACAAUAAAAUAAAAUAACUCCAAUCAGCAGCCCGCUGUCGAUGGAUUGCACAUUGUUUUUCUUUGCCAACCAAUAGCGGCUACAUAACAUUAAACCGAGUUUUCGGCCACAAAAACAAAAAUCACGUAUAUUAUGUAAAACAAAGGGCUAACAAAGUAUUAAAGUGCCGUAAAGCGUUUGUGUUAUACAAUUUUGGAAAUAGUUUGAAGUUCUGAUGAAAUCAAGUAAAUUUUUUUUUCUACUAACGAUUUGAAUGUCGUAUAUUACGAAAAUAAAUUAAAUAACAGAAACCAAUAAAUAUUACAAAAUAUUGUAAAAAAUUAACGUAAAUAUAGAUAAAAAGUUCAUAAAUCAAAAUUUUUAAUUUAUUAAAUAAUAAAGGCGAGUAAGUGCUAUUGCUGUGCAGGCAUUGUGAACAAAGUGUUGCUAGUUAAGGACAAGCGCGGUCGCUGGCCAGACGAGGCAAGGGCAAAGCAUUCAAAUAGUGCAUAUACAUAGAUAUCUAAAUGUAUAUGUCUAAGUAUAAUUGAAAGCAUUAAAUUGCGCGACGGUUACGAGUGCAAUUUUAUGAACGCAAUUCUCGAAGCAUUGUGGAUUUAAAUUGGACAUUUUUCGCCAACAAACACGCGCCCUUACGUUGUCCGUUGCAGCAACAUACCCCGUCCGACCGCCAGCAGCCCUAGUCGAACGUUAUAGAGUAAAAGUGCAAGUGAAAAUUUUCCAUCGCACGCUUUCCUCAAGUCCGCCGUAAUAUGUUGACCGUAUCCAAAGGGCCCAGCAAGAUUGUGGCUAAAACACGCAGAGGUGUUCCGCAAAAUUAUGAGAAAUUAUUUGAAAUCAAAGAGAGCGGUCGCCGAUCCUCUGAUCUUAAUAGUCCGGAGAAGAAAAGUGCACCACGUCCUGUCUUCAAAAAAUCUGCAUCGAACGGCCGACACAUAGAAGAGGUCUCAUUAACACCACAGCAUGAGGAGAUUGUACAAUACAUCAAUGACUCGUGGAACGUCAUUGUGGCGCAUAAUCCUUACGACACCGCGUUCGAAAGCAAUGGCCAUGUGGAACAACCUGCGGACUCCAACAACAACUCUGCUGGUUCAUCCAUCGCAUCCACCUCAACAUCAUCGGCUGCCUCAUCGGUAUGCACAUCACCGCAACCGACCGCAUCGAUCUAUUGCAUCGAACCGCCGAGUCCGGUGUUGAGCGAUUUCAAGCCAUUCGAUUUGGUGACUUGGUGGUACGAUCGCCUGUGUGAUGUUAAGAGCACGUGAAGUGUGACGACGAACUAAAUAUAGCGAGAGAGUGAAUGUGCGCGCGUAUGUGUGUGUGUGUGUGUGUGGGUGUGUGACGUAAAUGUACAACGAAAUGCUAUUGGGUAAAUUGAAAAACAAGCGUAGACACAUAAUUACAAUUAAUAUACAACCAAAAAAAGUGGCAACGAUGAAAAUUCGUGCAUAAAACACACAAAUUACAAACAAAUUAAGUAAAUCAUAAACAAUUGUGAAUUGUCAUCACCUGCGUCAGACAGUCGUCGUUGUUGGCGUGGUAGUGCAGUGUAAUUAACAUACAUAUAUACAUACUUGUAUAUAGAAAUGCACAUAUAUGCAGACUAUACAUAUAUGCAUACUUACAUAUAUGUGUAAAAUAAUUGCUUUUUAAUUAAGUUUUAUGUUUAUAUUUACUGCAGAUAUGUUUGUUCGUUUUUUUAACUAGCUGUUACAGUACUAAAGUAAUAAAUAUUGCAUAAAAAAAUAUUUUUAAAUUUUUAUAAUUAUUUAGAAACUCAAAAAAUUACAAUCCUAAUAGUAAUAAUAUGUGUAUAUAUAUAUUAGUUAACGAAAAUAGCAAAGCAAUUUAAAAUAAAUGUCAUGAAGCACUUUUUAUUAGCAAGCACUGUGGAUACGCAGAAGCGUAUAUCUAAGUAAAAUAUUAGCUGUAAAUUAACAACCCAAUUGCUGUGAGAACUCAAGACGCAUGAUAAAUUCAAGAUUUCAUUGAUAAAACAAAUUAAAUUAUGCCAUAAAAUUCAUAGUUACAGCCGGCGAAAAAAGUUAUGUGACAUUAAUAAAGAUAAAGACGAGAGAUGCAAAAAAAAAAAAUAAUAUAGCUUACUUAUUUUUACCCUAAAUUAACAAAUUUCAAUAGUUAGAAAACUCACAUGAAAGAAAAUUUCACCACGCAAAAAAACUCACCAUGAAAAUAAUUCACUAUGAAAAAAAAAAAAAAUUAACCCAAACUUUUGAACAAAAAAAUUAUAAAAUAAAAUAAAAUUUUUCUAUUUGCUUCGCCAUUAAAAAAAUUCGUCACGAAAAAAAAUUCACCACAACUUUUGAGCAAAAAAAUUAUUGAACAAAAAUUAAAAAAAAAUUGUCUACAUUCAUCGCUAUAUUGUACUGAAAUGUUAAUAAAACACAGUUUAAAGAAAUAUUACACCUUGAAACAAAAAUAUAGCACUAAACUAAAAUGUUAGCUACAAAACUAGUUGAGAGCCAUUAUUUCCGACAACACUUUGAGAGGUAGUGUAUAUGGAGUGCAUCUUGUAGCACUCUGCAGGACACUCAGAGCAAUUUCUACUUUUAGCUAUAACAGUUUAUAGCAAUUUUACAGUUAUCCUUAGCUGCUGCGCUAGACACUCUGAAGGCCAUUGUAUUAUAUAGGAAAUGUUAAGUUUGCUGUUAUGAAGUCAACAAACUGUUUUUAAGAAUUGAUAAAGAAAUGUAUGUACAUAUGUCACUGUAUACAAUUAUUGUUGCAUGUUAUAUAAUAUGUGUCUUAUAUAAAAAUAACAAAAUAUUGUUUGCCAUUAUUUUAAGAGCACAGAACAUGCAACUAGAAACUAAAGAAAAAGAAAGCAAAAAAUAAACUGUUUAUUGAGUUACAAAAAAUCGUCGAAAGAAUGAAUAUUACAUUUUUUUUUAUCAAAAGAAGGUAAAAAAAUUUCAAUGUUAAACAUUUUGUAAAAAAUAUUGUACAAAGCUAUUCGUCUAAUCGACGUAUAAUUAACUCUAAAUUGUUAUAUUUUCAGAAAGUAAAAGAUAAAUUUUACAAAAACGCAUACACUAUUUUUCAUCCAAUCGACGAAUACUAAAUUUAUGUAAAAAAAUACAAAACUGUUCAUUCAAUCAACGUAUAAUUUUACAUUGCCAUAUUUUCAGAACAUUUAAGUUUUAUUUACAAAGUUGUUUGCCUAAGUUUAAAAUCUAAACGCAUACAAGAAAAUUUUUCAUCCAAUCGACGUAUAAUUCUACACUGUCAUAUUUUCAGAAAACUUAAAAGUAACUUUUCAAAUUGAGUCAAAAACCGCGUACAAAAAAAAUUGUUCAUCCAAUCGACGAAUAAUAAACUCUUGCUUGCAAUAUUUGUAGAAUAUUAUAUAUGAAUUAAAAAGACUAAAAAAUAACGCAGCUAUGAAGUUAGUCAUACAAUCGAUCUAUAAUUAAUUCUUUAUAGUAGCGAAAAAACAAAAUGUUGCUAUUACAAUGUUUUAUAUUACUUAAUAUGAAAAAAAACAAAGUUUCAUUGAAACGAUGAAUAUUCUUUUUGUUUUGUUUUCUUGUUUUUUUUUUUGUAAAUAGGUAUGUAUGUAAAUUGUAUGUAAAGUCAAGAGCACUUAGCAAAACAUUAUCCAAAGAAAAGAAUUAACUACCAAAAUGGAAUUGCCUCGAAAAUUUUUAAUUUUUUUGUUUAUUUAUCAAGCUUUGCUUGUUUCAACAGACAAUAAUAUUAGUAGGCAAUAAGGUGGCGUAAAAAAGUUGAAAAACACAAAGUUUAUUUAAUAAUGAUAGUUAAACUUUUAAGAAAAUUAAGAAACAUAAAUCAAAUAACGAAUGCAUUUUACGCAAGAAAUAGUUUUGUGGCGAAUGAUAAAGAAAGCUAUGCGAUUUUGCGUUUUAAAAGCAAGUAAAGAAACAAAUUUAAUAUCAUAACGAAAGCAAUUAAUACCAUUUAAUUAGAACUGAUAUGAUAGUUUUGAAUAAGUCACAAACAAACUACGUGUGAAACUUCAAAAAAACUUAUUAGAAAUUUCGUUUAAGAAAAUACAUCUAAUGUACGUAUAACAGUUUAUUUAUUUAUUGCCCGAUUUUGAUAACUCAAUGUACAAUAAUAAAAAUUCAGCGUUAAUAAUAAUAACUGUGCACUUAUUGGAGAUUUUGAAAUUUUUGUAAAUAAAUUCAAAACACAAUUAAUUGAAUUUUUUGUUUUUUAAAAAGUAAAGUAAUGAAUUUAUAAAUUACUGCAAUAUUUCGUGAGUUUUAUUAUAUACGGAGCAGCUACGUUAGCUAUAUGUAUGUGUUUACAGUAAACUAUUGAUAACCAGCAAAAACAAUAAAAAUUAAAUACACUUUAUAGUUAUGAAUACGACACAAUGCGAAAAUUUAUGAAUAAUGCAAAAUAAAUAAGGCGUUGUAAUAUAAAAAUAUGUAAUAAAUAUGAAAGCUUGACUGUUAACAAUGUGGUUGGAAAUUUAUUGUAAAUUUUCGUAAUACAUGGCAGCUAAUACAGCAGAGAAAGUGCUAAUUUUCUGCAUAUCUAUAACAUACAUCUAAAGGAUGUACACUAUAUUUUAGACUAAUUGUCAUGUGAAAAAACUUAAUAAUAUUUUCUUAGAAAGUCUACAAAUACUACUUUUUUUAUUAAGUGUUUUAGAAAGCCUUAAAAUAAUCUUUAUGUAGAAUAUUUCAAAUUUCAACGAAAGCAGGAAAUAGUUCAGUGUACUCUGUCGACAAGAAAAUUAAAUAAAGUACGAGUUGUCGAAUUUUUUAUCGUUAGCAAUAAUUUUUAUGUCGAGCUAAAAAUAACUGUUUUGUAUAUUGCUAAUUUCAACGAAAGAACGAAAUAUUUGCUUAUACACUGUCGGCAUGAAAAGAAAGUAAAAUUGUUGAUUUUUCAUCAUUAACAAUAAUUUUUAAGCCACACUAAAUGAACAUCGUAGCGAUGAACUCAUUUAAUAUACGUAAACAAUACAAAUAUUAUAUAAUGAAAUUUAGCUGUGAAAAAGUGUAGCUAUAAAUGUAAAAGCAACAUGAAUGUCUGGGUCUUCAAUUUAUUUGUUAGAAAAGUUGGUUGAAAACAUAAUUUAUAAUAAAUGUAUAUUGUGUGCACAACUGUUUUUAACAAAUUCAUAAAUUUUGCUUCAUAAAAAUAAUAUAAGUACCAAAAAAUUAGUGCAAAUUGUUGGAAAAUAUGCUUCCAUUAAAUAUGUUUUGGCUUAAAAGAGUACCUACUUAUACGACUUAAAAGUAAAAUUAGCAAUUAUAUUUAUAUCAAAAAAUAAAAUAAGCUAUAAACAAUGAAACAAUUGAAAAAAUUAAACAAAUUUCACUAUAUGUUGCAAGAUCAAAUGUCAUGUUGCAUGAAAUAUUAAUUAUUAUAGCAAUCAAACCCAUACAUUUCUUGGGUGGUCUCAAUAAUAUUUACAUGACUGUAUAAUAUUUACAUAAUUGUAUCAUAUGACAAAAAUUUACACAAAGCAAAUGUGAAAUAAACAUAGAAGCAAGUAAAAUAUUUUAAGCAAAAAUACAAAUUGUAAACGAAAGCAGCUGCAAGAAAAAAUAACAAAAAAUGUAACUGAUGCAAGAACUACAAACUAGUGCAUAAUGAAAGAGCACAAUGUCUAAAGUAAAAUAUAAAAGAAAAGUUGAAAAAAAAUGAGCAAA
Molecule: messenger RNA, 6672 nt
Organism: Bactrocera oleae (olive fruit fly)
Lineage: Eukaryota; Metazoa; Arthropoda; Insecta; Diptera; Tephritidae
Product: MAPK regulated corepressor interacting protein 2
Source: RefSeq, a predicted model, not a curated record